AUGGCGAACAACUUUGACAUGAACGAUAUGACCGUUGAACAACUUAUGGCACUUAGUGAGAUAAUCGAUGACAGCGACUAUGAAGGAAAUCUUGAGGAUGAAGUGGAGAAAAUCUCGGAGGAUAAGUUCUACCGUGUUGCACCUAAGGAUAAGGGUGAGAACGUACACGCGGAAGAGAAACUGUUCAUUGAUGAAGGUGAUAGAGCUACCGAUCCCAAGAGGCCGAGAAGACUUCCACUGAACUACAAGGGUAAGAGAGGAAUAAUGCCAACAUGGAAAUAUUCCGAGAGGCAGAAGGCAAAGGCUUUACUAGUCGAGGAGGCAUAUCAGAGCUUACUAAGUAGAGGAGUUGAAGGUCUACCACCAACAAUGGGAGGUAGAUGGAGAACGGACGAUCCUCAGGUAAACGCGGAGAUGAAGAGGCUCGAAAACCUUAGGAAUCCCAAGCGUCCUAGAGGUAGACCACUAAAGGUCAAGGUUGACGGUGAAGUAACCCCCAAAAGAAGGGGUAGACCACUAAAGACCGCGGUAGCCGAAACCAAAGAAGUUAAGGUUGCCAAAAGGAGAGGUAGACCACCAAAGGCUAAGGUGGUUGAAACUCAAGAAGUUACGGUUCCUAAGAGGAGAAGUAGGCCACCAAAGGCUAGGGUAGUCGAAACACCGAAACCUAAGGUUAGAAGACAGACUGUCGCAGAAAGGUUCAUAAGCCAGGGUCGGAUAAAACUCUCGGUUCCUACGGACAGUGUCAUAACACAGGUGGGACCAAAUAAGUUCACGGUGACAGUGGACCUCAGCAGAAAACCUACAAGGAAAGCUCCUGAGGUGCCAAAAGGUGUGACUCCAUGGAAACCUAGAGAGAGACCAGUUCCUAAGCCUAGAACUGUUCUUCCUAAGGAAAAACCUGUUCCUAAGCCAAGGACUAAAAUUCCUAAGGAAAGGCCUGUUCCUAAGCCAAGGACUAAAAAACCAGUGCCUCCUCCAAAGUUACGAAAGCCUGUAAGGGUGACUAGGGAAGUUGCGGAGCAGCCUGUGGUGGUUACACCUGAGGAACAUGAAAUCGAUCCAUUUGGAACAUACCUCAAUAAGCCAUCCUAUAGGAAAAUAGAAACUGCCGCAAAUGGAGCAGCUGUGACCUACUCAAUAACUCCAAACUAUACGGACCCACUGGACCAGAUGACAGCAAGUAGGCAGGUGGUGAGGGGAAUACUAGUGAAUGAGUUGAAGAGAAUGGGAGGUCUAAAAUAUACAGAAACAAUCAAGGUGAGAAUGUCGAAGGAAAUCGGUAAUGACAAAACAAAGAAGGAUUCAAUAUACUUCAAGUCGAAAACUGGAACUGCGACCAACUUUGAGGAUAUCGAAAGCACUGCGGCACAAAACCAGCUGACAAUCCUAUCUAGAAUCGAAACAUUCCAAAACCUAGGUUCAAACUGGAUUAUACUAAAUAUUGAAAGCCACUACGUUAACAUUGCAAUGUAUAAACCUCUAAAGGGUAGUUCAUAUAUGAAAUUACCCGCAGACAUUAGUAAUCCAAAAUGUGGUCUCAUUAAUAUGAAAAAUGAAGAUAACAAAUGUUUCAUCUGGAGUCAUGUGAGACACGUGAGACCAAAGGUCAGGAGAGCAACUACUAUAACACGACAGGAUGUUGAGUUCUCGGAAAACCUAGACUACGAGGGAAUAGACUUCCCUGUGAAAAUAAGCGAUAUUGACAAAAUCGAGAGAAGAAACUGUAUAAGCAUAUCAGUGUUCGGCUAUAAGGGUAAAAAGCAGUUCUACCCAAUAAGAAACUCCAAGACAAAAUACGACGAGCAUAUGGAGCUGCUACUCUUAGGUGACGGUGAUGGUAACAACCACUACGUUCUAAUAAAGGAUGUGAACAGAAUGCUCUUCAGUGUAAGUGGAAACUCGUACAAGAAACACUUCUGUAAAUUACGGUUGCCAUUGAGUAAUUUUAAAAAGAACAAAACAAUAGACACCUUACUUAUACAUCGCCAAAAACCGGAACUUAAUCACGGAACUAGAGCCUCUAAGGAACUUGUGAUAUUUAAUUAGCGCGUAAUUUGAUCCGCUUAACUUGUAAAUAUAUAUCUCAGUAUUUUUCAAUAGCGUCAUUCCUGAUGAUGACUGAAACCUAGUCGAAACGUUGAAUAAAAUGUUAACUAUAUUCGGAGUGUCUAUUGUUUUGUUCUUUUUAAAACACUUCUGUCUGUAUUGCCUUCAUAGCUGCGUAAGUAAGGAGUCACUGGAGAAACAUAGGGAGACAUGUCUCGAGGUAAACGGAACUCAAGCCACAAAGCUUCCGAGUAAGGGUACAAAAAUAAAGUUCAAAAAUCACAGGAACUCAAUGCCUGCACCAUUUGUAAUAUACGCCGACUUCGAGUCCAUACUGGUUCCCGAAGAGAGAAAAGUUGAUCCUGAAAGCUCUGAGGAAAAGAGUACUACAGACCUUUACCAAACACACAAAGCCUGUAGUUUUGGGUUGAAAACAGUGUGUCAUUAUGAUGAUCAGUACUCUGGUGAAUACAUAAGUUACGUUGGUGAGGACGCCACGAAUGUCUUUCUGAAGACAGUAUUGAAGGAGUCUAUUAAGUGCCGGGAGAUGGUAAACAAAAUAUUCAAGAAAAAGAUGGUAAUUACACCAGAGCAAGAAGCUGAGUUCUGGAUGACAAGAAACUGCUCCAUAUGUGGUAAUGACUUAGGUGACGAUAGAGUGAGAGAUCACGAUCAUGUAACUGGAAUGUAUCGUGGAGCUGCCCAUAAUAUGUGUAAUCUGAAGUAUAGAAUCACAUGGAAAGUUCCGGUGGUUUUCCACAACCUAAGAGGUUACGAUAGCCAUCUGAUAAUGCAGGAGAUUGGAAAGUUCAAGAUGAACAUCAACGUUGUCCCAAAUAAUAUGGAAAAAUAUAUUUCCUUCUCACUGGGUAAAAGUCUUGUGUUCAUUGACUCGAUACAGUUCAUGGCUUCUUCUUUGGAAGCACUUGUGAGUAACCUUUCACCUGAAGACUUCAGGAUAGUUGGUAAGAGGUGGACUGGUGAGGACUUCAAACUUGUGACACAAAAAGGUAUAUUUCCAUAUGAAUAUUUGGAUGACAUUAGUAAACUUAAUGUUGAGGGUCUUCCAAGCAGAGACAAAUUCUACUCAUCUCUAUAUGAGUCGGAGGUGAAAGAAGAAGAUUACCAAAGAGCGCUAAAAGUAUGGGAUCACUUUAAGAUGAAAACCAUGAGAGACUACCACGAUCUCUACCUGGAAACUGACGUUCUUCUUCUAGCAGAUGUAUUCGAAAACUUCAGGAGAACUUGCUUGGAAAAUUACAAGCUUGACCCUGCACACUACAUAUCAGCACCUAGUCUAAGUUGGGACGCCUUCCUGAAACAGUCAGGUGAGGAGAUAGAAUUG
Molecule: messenger RNA, 3394 nt
Organism: Paramuricea clavata
Lineage: Eukaryota; Metazoa; Cnidaria; Anthozoa; Malacalcyonacea; Plexauridae
Source: the annotation of a GenBank genome assembly